Messenger RNA from Aethina tumida (small hive beetle), 4580 nucleotides. Its product is annotated as synaptogenesis protein syg-2. Gene Ontology annotation, molecular function: protein binding. The coding region runs from base 335 to 3067 and encodes 910 amino acids. The transcript has 16 exons. The record is from RefSeq and is a predicted model, not a curated record. NCBI's taxonomy places the organism in Eukaryota, Metazoa, Arthropoda, Insecta, Coleoptera, Nitidulidae.
UAUCCGGUCUGUGUCAGGCCUGGACCCGCCCACUCUGUUACAUAUUUUGUGAAUAAUACAUGUGCAUCAACCGGCUCGGCAACUGCUUUACCAUAAAUUAAACCGGCCAUUUGCAUAUUUGACAAUAUUUCCCGGCUCAGUUUAAUUGCCGCCAAAAUUCCGCGUAGCAGAGAGCGCGCCCGCAGGACAAACUCCGAGACGCUCGCGGAACUUUACUUAAUUCCAUAAAACCCCAAGACCCGAAGUUCCUCCUGCUUCAUUGUCAGUGUAACACUGUGUGUUCUUGUGCAGUUUAUAUGUGUGAUGUGUGACUGAAGCCGAGGCUACCCAAAACAUGUUUGCCAUGCAUUUGAGUUACCACUUCUUUCUGUCGUUCGUCCUGGUGUUUACGCAAGCCAAACUCAACCAUACCAAAUAUGUGAAGGAUUUACCGCAAAAUGAUAUUCCAGACAGUGCUCUGUUCGAUGGAGGUGCCGUGAACCACUACGUGUCGGCGGUGGUUGGCGGAACUGCCCUGAUCCCGUGCGACCUUUCGUCACCGGCGCCGAAGGACGACGUGAAUUUGGUCGUUUGGUACAAGGACGAACACACACCAAUUUACAGCUACGACAUUCGUGGGUCGCACGCAACGCUGGCGAAACACUGGCAGGAGAACGUGCUAGGCACGCGAGUGUUUUUCAGGACAAUGACGGAACCGGCGACGCUCAGCAUCGACAGCGUAACCGAAAAGGACGCAGGCCAGUACAGGUGCCGGAUUGAUUACACGAAAUCGCCUACCAGGAAUUUCAGAUCCAUUCUAUCCAUUAUAGUUCCGCCUAGAAAACCGACUAUUAUCGACGAACGAGGCAAGGAGGUGCCUUCCGUUGCCGGGCCAUAUGAAGAGGGUGGAGACAUGAAACUCACAUGCAUUGUUACCGGAGGCAAGCCGGAACCUACGAUAAAGUGGUGGCGCGAGGGAAAACUGAUAGAAUCCACGGAAACGGAGAGCGGUUUCCAGCACGUCCGUUCCAACCAGCUCGUCAUCCGAGGACUACAGAGGUCCGAUCAGCACGCCACCUUCACGUGUCAGGCUUCCAACAAUAACAUCAGUCAGCCGGUCUCUGCCAGCACCUCCAUAGAGAUACAUUUUCGUCCAUUAACUGUGGAAAUUCUCAUCAGCAACAAUCCCUUGUCUUCUGAUCGCAAAUAUGAAAUACCAUGUCAGACGUUCGGUUCUCGUCCUCCAGCAAAGAUCACUUGGCAACUUGACGGCCAAGAGGUUAAGCCGCCUCAUUACAACUUUACUCAAACGGAUGCUGAUGAGGGCAACUCGACCACGUCGAUUUUGACAUUCUUCACGAGGAAAACGGACAACGGCAGGACCCUUACGUGUAGAGCAUCUAAUCACCUGGUGAAAGGCGGAGUGGAGGAAGCGAGCGUGAAAUUAACCGUUUUCUAUGUGCCCAUUCUGCACCUGUCUUUGGGCUCCAACUUGAAUCCCGAGGACAUUGAGGAAGGCGACGAUGUUUACUUUGAAUGCAAAGUAGAUGCGAACCCGUGGGCAUACAAAGUACUCUGGAAACACAAUGGCCAAGUGAUGCAGGCCAAUCAGAAAGCCGGCGUUAUAAUGAGCACUACAGAUUUAGCGCUUCAAGGAGUGACACGGAGCCAGGCGGGAAAUUACUCGUGUGUGGCGUCAAACGUUGAGGGAGACGGAGACAGCAACACAGUCGAGCUCAAGAUUAUGUACAAACCAAUUUGCCGUUCGGAACAGAAACGCAUUUAUGGCGUGGCACGCCACGAGACCACCCGCGUCCUGUGCGAGGUGGAGGCCUAUCCGCCGCCGGACAGCUUCAAAUGGUCCUUCAAUAACUCCGCGGAGACAAUGGACGUGCCCCAGACGCGCUACAAGCCCGGGGCUCAUAACUUCUCCUCCACCCUGACUUACACCCCGGUCACCGAAUUGGAUUACGGCACGGUGAUGUGUUGGGCAAACAAUCUGGCCGGUCGCCAACAGGAUCCCUGCGUGUUUCACAUAAUCGCCGCAGGCAAACCGGAUCCGCCUUUUAACUGUUCCAUCGUGAACACCACGGUUGAAUCGCUGGAAGUGGAGUGCACAGAAGGCUUCGACGGCGGUCAGCCCCAAUAUUUUCUCCUCGAAGUGUACGACUGGAAGACGAGCACGUUGCAAGCGAAUGUUUCCGCGAAAUUCCCCUUGUUUAUCGUGAGUGGUCUGGACCCGGGGCGGGUGCUUAAGAUGAUAGUGUACGCGGCGAACGGCAAGGGCAGAAGCGAAUCCGUGGUUUUGGAAGGAUUUACUCUGAAAGUGGCGGAAAAACAAACAGUAUUAUCCUUGGGGACACGCGACCAAUUGGAAAUUGCACCGAUCCUUGGAAUCUUGAUAGGAAUUGUCACGGCUCUUCUUUUAGUGACAGUGGUGAUUCUAGGAGCCUUGAAGAUCAGGGCGUCCCGCAGGGACGGCGGUUCGAGGGCUCUGAGACCCGGUUUCCUGGCCGUGAAGGAGAAAGCCACCCUGCCAUUGCGUUCAGAGUCUGACGACCUGUUCGAAAAGGACGACAAGAAUCCGGAUGUUAUACCCUCGAACAAAGACUCUGAUUACCAGCUGGGCUCCGCUGUGCAGACGCCGGGCCUGAAUAAUUCAGUGGCGGGUGGUUCAGAGUAUGAGCAGGACUCGCCCAUCCAACAGCAAAACGUCACUCCGCUUACGGAAGCCUACUUGGCCAGAGAUCGGGCCCUCCAACAGACGCAACAGCAUCACGCCCCGAAUGAAGUAACAUACGCAGAACUGUCCCUGGCCCGGCCCAACUCCCUUGACACCAUGAAAAACGGCGGCACCCAAUUCGGCACUCUGAGGAACACCCGUACCGUACCACAAGACGACCCCACCAUUUACGCCCAGAUAGAUCACAACAGGCGUCCCCCGCCACCCCCAAUUCCAUCUAAAACUCCGCCGAUGGUAUCUCCAGUUUCGUCGCUGUUCCAACAAUCGAAACCUGGUUUGUAUCAUCGGGAAGUGGUCACAGUGCGGACGCCCCUCAUGGGGUGCACGCAGGAGAGUUGCGUUUAAAAAUCGGUUUCCGGAUCUCCCGCGGGAGCAGACGAGAGUGUAAAUAGGGUGGAAUGAGUUCGGGACUUACGUACGUUACUUGUGUGUCAUACCGUCGGCAGAUUACGCGGUUGGGUAAUUAGUGGGAUGUCUUGGGUAAGGUUGGUAUUACGUCAUUUUAAAGAGGUACAUACAUAUCUUAUUGUGUGUUUUCAAAAUAUGUCCUCAAUAGUGACGAAUAAAACAUUUUUCGUAAUUAGACAUAAAUGGGUGUAUUUAAAUUUCGGACUAAUUACAACCUUAACGGAUUUUCCCGUGAGUUGUGAUUUGAAGUAAAGAAAUUCGGAGAGAAUAUGCGUACUUCAAACCGAAGCCAAUUACUUUGCAAAGUCAAAAAUUAUUAAUUUAACUUUGUAAUAAGUUUUGCGUGGGCCUAUUUAUGUUUACGCAACGUAAUUUUUUUUUUUUUUUUAGAAAAAGAAAGUACUUUAGAAAAUUCCUUUGUAAUUAAGUUAGAUUUAUCCUUUGCAAAGUCCCGUUUUAAUGGCCUAAACGGAAUUAUUCCGUUUUUUGAGAUCACUUAGCAAUAUUAGUUUCAUAAAUUUUAAUGCAAUACCACUUUAUCCAAACAUAAUCCCACUUUUUACUUAAAAUAUGAAUUUUGCACAAAAUUUUUGGGUAUGAUGUCGAAAAUAAUCUGUAUUGUAAAAUACUCUUUCUCAAUUAGUAAAUCUAAUCAAUAAAUAAAAUACACUUUUGUUUGCAUCAAUGGGCUUCACGUGUUUCGUGUAAAAUAAGAAGAGCGAAAACAAAAUGUACAAAUAUAUUGAUUUUUUUUCAUGUUAACUGCGCGUUGUAAGAUAAUUAAUGAAUAAACAACUUGCUCGCUUAUUUGAUUUUACAAAAAACAUGUUUUGAUAUCAUAUUUGGAAGGGGCCGCUUUAUGCGAACAAAAGUGUCAAAGGUUAUAAUAUUCGUGUUCUUUAAAGGUUAGGGCCCAAAAAUGUUAUCUACACAAUAUUUAUUUAUAAAUAUAUUUUUCGUUACUUAGUUCUUACAAAAUUGUUUUUACUAUUAAAAAGUAUUAUAUAUUGUAAAAAUUUAAAACAAAUACUUUUGUAUUUCUAUCGAUUAACUUUAACAUAUCUUGUUGCAUAUAUUGUAAAUUUUUUGCCAUAUCGUUUUGUAUAAAGUUGACGUGUUAUUUUCUAGUCAAUAUAGGAAAUUUUUAAGAGAAAAAAAAAGUGUACAUGUUUUAUACAAGAACUUUUUACAGACUGAAUGAGGUUGUCAAUAAGUGAUCGGAAAAGUGUCAUAUCUACAGAGCACUAAAGAUUGUAUAUUAUGUAUAUACACAUCGUAAGACAUUGUUAUUAUAAUAAAUGUGAUAUCAUACUUCAUCAAAGAUAAGUAUGGUAAAGAUCUUUGAAAUAUUGUACAAAUUAUAUCAUGUUUUAUGUAAUGUUUAAAAUUUACUAUGUCUCCGUAAGAUCUGUAAACUAUUCUGUAAACAAUAUCAUCAUAAUAAAGUGUU